CCAGGAAAUGCCCAGGAGAGGGUGUCACCUGGGCAAGCCCGACGACGUGUUGAUUCCCAGGAUCGCCGCCUUCCCGGGUCUGGGCCUCCGAGACCCGAGACCGAUAGCGCUCACCUGUUCCCCAGGCGCGGCCCCGGGGAGCCCUGGGACGCUCCGGGGACCGCUGCUCACCCUUCAACUCCACAACCAUGAGCAAGUUGGGCAAAUUCUUUAAAGGGGGAGGCUCUUCCAAGAGCCGAGCUGCUCCCAGCUCCCAGGAAGCCCUGGCUCGACUUCGGGAGACAGAAGAGAUGCUGAGCAAGAAACAAGAGUACCUGGAAAACCGAAUCCAGAGAGAGCUCAGCCUGGCCAAGAAGCACGGCAAGCAGAAUAAACGAGCUGCACUACAGGCACUAAAGAGAAAGAAGAGGUUUGAGAAGCAGCUCACUCAGAUUGAUGGCACACUUUCUACCAUUGAGUUCCAGAGAGAAGCCUUGGAAAACUCACACACCAACACGGAAGUGUUAAGGAACAUGGGCAUUGCAUCAAAAGCCAUGAAAGCAGUUCAUGAAAACAUGGAUCUGAACAAAAUAGAUGAUUUGAUGCAAGAGAUCACAGAGCAACAGGAUAUUGCCCAAGAAAUCUCAGAAGCGUUUUCUCAACGAGGUGGAUUUGGCGAUAACUUUGAUGAGGAUGAGCUGAUGGCAGAACUUGAGGAACUGGAGCAGGAAGAAUUAAACAAGAAGAUGGCAAAUAUCCGACUUCCAAAUGUGCCUUCCUCCUCCCUCCCAGCACAGCCAGACAGAGUACCAGGUCGCAUGUCAAGCACGUCCUCCGCUGCACAUCGAUCCCGAGCAGCAUCUUCCAGGAGGGCAGAAGAAGAGGAUGAUGAUAUCAAACAAUUGGCAGCUUGGGCUACUUAAAACAGAAUUUUUGGAUGCUGAAAUUAAUGAGCUGUACAUAAGAUGCAAAAAAAUGUUUUUGCCAAAUAUAGAAGUUAACAAAGAUUCUGCUUUAUAUUUAUACUGGAUGAAUAAUUGUCUUUUAAGCCUCACAGGUAAAAGUUAAAAAAGGAGUCAUACGUAGAUUUAGGAUCCAGGAUGGAAUGAGACUUCCUGAUAGCAUUUUGGAGGAUCUCUCCAUACUGAUGGGAGGGGGCAUUCUACCUUGUUCACUAUUAUAUUAUUUCCAGUCCUGGCACAUAGUUGGUACUCUCUAUAUAUUUGUUGAAAGAAAACUGAAUUCUAUGAACAUAUAAAACGUAUAACAGUUUAUAAGCAACUUAAGACUGAUGUAUUUAGGAAAGAUAGGGAAUAUAACUUUCUUUCCUAUGAGAAUGCAAGUUUGCUGUGUGUAUCCAUGUUGUAGCCCAGGGUGAAUGUAUAAGAAACAUAUCUCUUAUAGGAGACACGUUUGUAGAGAAGUCUUGUGUGAGUCUAUACAUAAGUAGUUUCACUUGAGUUUUGCAGUUUAAAAUCUUAAAGGAGUUUUAAUUGACAUUUAUUAUGCCAAUUAAGCUUGGAAUGGGACAAUGGAUGCAUUUCCCAAAAUGUCUGAAAGCACUAACAGCUUACACUGCUGAGCGAGAACCUCCUGGGUGUAAUUUAGUCACUUAGGGGGCUGCAUUAACAUUCCCAGUCCAUUAUGAUGCUGUUAUGGCUUCAGCGUGCUAAAUGUGUGAAUAUUCAUUCUUUUCUGUUUUGUGAUCUCUUGUACAUUUAUUUACACUUUACAUCAUAUUCCUUGUAAAUACAUUAAAAUAUAGGAAAUUAAAAGUAUAUCUUGAAUAAAGUUUUGGCCAUAAUGAUUUUUAAGUGAAAGUACAGCUUUAUGUAUUGUCCAUAAUGGUUCAUGGACCAUAAAAUGACAAACGUCGUUAUAGAAAAUGAUCUAGUAAUUCCCCACAUUUACUUAGGGAAUACAAGGUCUAAUGGGAUGGAAAGAACACUAGACCUGGAGGUAGGAGUUCUGGAUUCCAUCUCCUGCUCUGACACUAACACAGUACAACUAGGCAAGUCAUAAACUCUUGUGUCUUGCCUUUGUGACUUCACUGGGAAAUCUAAGGGUUGGACUUGAUGAUGUCUAAUGGUUCCAUCUUGCCACAGGCCUUUUGCACAUGCUGUUUUUUCUUAGCAGUCUUCCCACCCUCCACAACACAGAUACCACAUCUUGCUUAUCUCUUAAAUCUUAGAGUGUCCUUUGUUUUGGUAAACUUUUCCUGAUUGCACAGACUAAAUCAAGUCUCUGUGUUAUAUGCUUUGGUAGCACUCUGCUUUCUCUCCUAUCAUCUAUCAUGGUUUAUAUUGCAUAUUUACUUGAACAGUCACUUUAUUAUUCUUCUUCCCUGCUGGGCUGUGGUAAUUUGAGGUCAUGGACUGUAUCUCUUCCAGUUCAAUCCCACUGUGUAUCUCUGCACAGUCGCUCACAUACAGUUGGCAUUUAAUAAAGAUUUGUUAAAUGAAUGACUAUUAAGUUUUUACAUCUUUUGGGUCCUGACAGAAUAACAGGAACUGGAUUUACCUUCUACCAUCAAAUGACUAGAAAAUUGGACAAAAUAUAUGAAACAACAGUUUCCAGACUGUUGACAGCAGGCAGCACUAGACUGUGAUUCUUGAGAGGGAAACAAAUGAAACGAGUACUUCCAGUCCCAGUUCACUGCCUUCACAGAGACUGGUGGUCUUACCAAGUGGAGGAAAUCCAUGCAGGAAACUCCUGGAAAGGAGGUUGCUGCAGAGGGAAAGAGAGAGAGAGAGAGCAUGCUGGAGAUCUGCAGGGAGGUCUGUUCAAGUCUUUGGCUCAGAACUGAUCUGUAUACAUGUAUGAGGAAAUUACUGAGGACAGGACGAACCACUGGAAAGAAGUAGGCAGAUCAGUCCCCAGAGCUCACAUAGGGCUAGGAGUAGUUUGUGUUCCCGCUAGCCAUAAGGGAAAGACCUCCUACUACAGGGACAUCAGAUUUAGUCCUUAGAAGGUUAUUGUCUCACUAGUGAGGUCAAAUUAUGCCUAGACUAAAGGCUGUUCUGUGCUCACCCUAAAAAGCUUAAAAGCAAGCUUCAAAAGGGUGAAAUGAUUCCAAGUAACUUACCUGCAUCCCAGAACAAAACCCCCAAAUGCUUAAAGGAAUAUAAAAGCUAAUAAGUACCAACAAAAAAUAAACAACUAAAAUAAAACUGACACCCAACAGCAUAAAAUUUACAAAGUCUGGCAUCCAAUAAAAAAUUUUCAGGAGUGCAAAGAAGCAGGAAAAUACAACCCAUAACCAAGAGAAAAACCAAACAGUAAGAACAAACUCAGAAACGACACAGAUGAUGGAAUUUGAAGGCAAGGGUUAUUAAAACAGCUAUUAUAAAUAUAUUUCAUAUGUUCAUUAAAAUUACUAUAAUAAAUAUACUCCCUAUGUUUGAGAAAGAAGAGAAAAAAAAGCAUGAUCACAAUGAAGAGAGAAAUGGCAGAUAUGAACAAAAGACGCAGAUUAAAAUUCUAGACAUGAAAAAUACAUUAUCUGAAAUGAAAAUACAGAAUAUAGUGGGAGGGAGUAACAUCACAUUAGAUGUUGCAGAAGAAAAGGUUAGUGAACUUAAAGACAUAGCAACAGAAAUUAUCCUAAAUAAAAUACUAAAGAAAAAAAAGAUUGGAAAAAAAUAGAACAAGAGUAAGCUGUGAGACCAUAUUAAACUGUCUAACAUGCAGGUAAUUGGAGUCC
This is a messenger RNA of Kogia breviceps (pygmy sperm whale), 3682 nucleotides long. RefSeq names its product charged multivesicular body protein 4C (gene CHMP4C). Gene Ontology annotation, biological process: vesicle budding from membrane; late endosome to vacuole transport via multivesicular body sorting pathway. Gene Ontology annotation, cellular component: ESCRT III complex; cytoplasmic side of plasma membrane; multivesicular body. NCBI's taxonomy places the organism in Eukaryota, Metazoa, Chordata, Mammalia, Artiodactyla, Physeteridae. The record is from RefSeq and is a predicted model, not a curated record.